UCCUUUUUUUAAGCAAAGACCCGCCAUAAUGCUUGUAAUCUGUUCCUCUCUAAAAUCCCCUUCUUCUACAUCUUCUCCAAAGCACCCAUUUUUAUCUCACCUUCAAUCACCAAAUAAUAACAAUAAUAAUAAUUCUCACAAACUUUCAAUCUUACCCAUUAACCGGCGAGGCCUCAUCAUUCUUCUCGCCAUCUUCUCAAAUAUUCAAUCUUAUUCUUACCCAAUUCUCAGUUCGCUCUCUUCUGCCCAAGGACUCUCUCAGAUUACCCAGUUUCAGCUCUGCAACGGCACAGAGGAAGAUAGUGAGAUGAGACCAAGAAAGGAGUCAAAGAGAAGAAGCCGACCCUCAUCACCAAUCAAGGACAAGACUACAGCCCCUUCUAGAUAUGAAGAAAGGUCUCCCAGGUCACGCACUGCCAUGCCCGGAGUGUCUCUUCUGGACCGAGACCUAGUGACUGAUGACAUUACUCUCCUCGAAGAGCUCUCUGUCUCGCAAGACCUCAACAACUCCAGUUCCAAUCUCAACCCUCGAAGUUUUCCGUACAGUGUAAAGCAGCAAUGUUGGGAGAAGGCAGAAAAGAUCAAAGGGCGAGAUCCAGAUAGGUGGCGCCGUGAUGCUCUCGGCAACAUUGUGUUCCGGAAGCUCGUGGGCUGCCCCGGUUGUUUGUGCCAUGAUUAUGAUCACAUUAUACCUUACUCAAAGGGCGGACCAGGUACCCUGGAGAACUGUCAGGUUCUACAGGCAACAGUUAAUCGGUCGAAGGGAAAUCGGACUGAGCUGUCUAGGGCUGAACUUAUUCAGAAAAGUUCUUACUGUCGAGUGUCAGGUCGAGACAUGGAUCUUCUCGAGCUGUCAGCCUAUGGCAACGUUCGCUGCCCACAAGACUCGGGCGGUUGUAGAAUCCAAUAACCAGGUUUAAGCUAUUAUCUUAUAGGAUUAAGUUAUUGACCUUUCAUGGAGAGUAAAAAUUCAUAUUCCUGAUUAACUUAGAACUCUGCUGUCUCAAGUUAUAACUUAUAGAUAUAUUACAAUUGUACCAAUGCAGGGAAUUGUCAAUGAUUACCUUCAAUUAUUAAAUUGAUUUGAGAAAUCUGCAUGAAGGGUCUUUUCAUGGCCAUAUUCUUUGUAUUCAAGACCAUACGUUGAUGAAAAGUCACAACUUUUCGUUGUAUGUCAAACUGUUUUCAAGUUCUAAUCCAUUAAUGGAAAUUAAA
Morus notabilis is the source of this 1215-nucleotide messenger RNA. RefSeq lists its product as uncharacterized. Gene Ontology annotation, molecular function: nucleic acid binding; zinc ion binding; endonuclease activity. NCBI's taxonomy places the organism in Eukaryota, Viridiplantae, Streptophyta, Magnoliopsida, Rosales, Moraceae. The transcript has 5 exons. The coding region runs from base 29 to 910 and encodes 293 amino acids. The record is from RefSeq and is a predicted model, not a curated record.